Lolium rigidum is the source of this 1446-nucleotide messenger RNA. RefSeq names its product BTB/POZ domain-containing protein POB1-like. Gene Ontology annotation, cellular component: nucleus. The coding region runs from base 1 to 1446 and encodes 481 amino acids. The transcript is spliced from 5 exons. Gene Ontology annotation, molecular function: protein binding. NCBI's taxonomy places the organism in Eukaryota, Viridiplantae, Streptophyta, Magnoliopsida, Poales, Poaceae. Gene Ontology annotation, biological process: response to red light. The record is from RefSeq and is a predicted model, not a curated record.
AUGGACGGCGCCGAAGGGCCGACGGCGGCGGGCUCGGAGACGGGCCUGGAGCUCUCGUGUGGGGGCUUCGAUUUCGCGUUCAACUCGCAGAACUUCUCUGACAGGGUGCUGCGGCUGGAGAUAGUCGCGGGCGGCAGCAGCGGAGACGAGGUCGCCGGAGGAUCCCUCGCCGGCUCGAAGCGCGGCCGCAACGAGGAAGUUUUACGAGUAAAGACGAUGUAUAUCAACUCAGCGAUUCUUGCUGCAAGAAGUCCUUUCUUUCUCAAGCUUUUCUCAAAUGGCAUGAAAGAAUCUGAUCAGACAUGCCCAACGCUUAGGAUAGCUGAUUCAGAUGAAAAUGCCCUUAUAGAGCUUUUAAGCUUUAUGUAUAGUGGAAAGCUUACAACAACUGAGCCCACUUUUCUUCUUGACAUCUUGAUGGCCGCGGACAAAUUUGAAGUCGUUUCUUGCAUGAGGCACUGCUGUCAGUUGCUCAGAAGUUUGCCUUUGACAACAGAAUCUGCACUGCUCUACCUAGAUCACCCAUACUCUUUGUCAAUGGCAGCUGAAGUUCAGCUUUUGAAAGGUGCUGCCAAGGAAUUCCUCGCCAACAAAUACAGGGAUUACAAUAAGUUCCAACUGGAUAUGAUGAACAUUUCUCUUGCUGGUAUUGAAGCCAUACUUUCAAGUAGUGACCUACAUGUGGAAUAUGAAGAUCAGUUAUUCUACCUCAUGCUCAAGUGGGCCCGUGUGCGAUACCCAGAAUUGGAGGAAAGACGUGAGAUCUUGAGUUCUCAUUUGCUCCCGCUGGUUCGCUUCAGUCAUAUGACCUACAGGGCGUUUCAGAGGAUCCUAACUUGUACCGAUAAUGACAUAGACCAUGAGCAAGUAACUAAGCUUAUCACUGGGGUACUUCUGUGCAAAGCCUAUCCUGCACACAAGCCAGGUGCUCUUGCAGCGUGUGCGACCUCUUGUUUGCCAGUUGCAGAGCGAGCUUACAAGUAUAGACAUCUGAAAGUGGUUGUGUUUGAUAAACCCCGCCCGCAGGUUAUAGCUUACAUGGACCUGAAGCAUGAGGAAUGCGCCCAACUUCUUCUGUCACAACAUAUAUUCUCGCAACCACUCCAUGUUGCAGGUCAGUGUUUUGUUCUUAUGGCAAGAUGUAACAAUCAUGAGCAGAGUGGGUCGUACAGAUUUGGCCUCUACUUGUGGUUCAACCCGGUGCUGAAGGGCUCAAGGCGUGUGACAGUAGAUUAUGAGUUUGCUUCAAGGACAAUGCCUUCACGGCAGUUUGUGAGCAAGUUGAAUGCUAGUCACACCUUCACUGAUGAUGUAGCAGUUGGACAUAGUGAUCUCUUCUCGGUUCCAUGGUCAACGUUGAUGGCUGACGAUGGCUUCUUCAUCGAUGGUGUACUACAUCUCAGACUUGAUUUGACGGUGGUUGGGCAGAUGGAGCCGCAAACGUGA